CGAAUACACCUAUUCACUCCAAUAGCAACCCUAUUUAUACCAACAUCCAUUCAUUUCCAUUUAUCACUGUAUAUUUUAAUUACAGAAUACAAAAAUGUUAUGUAUAUUUAUUUGACGUAAUAAAAUAAAUGUCAAAUCAAAGAAAAAAGAAUAAUCGCAAAUACCAAUUUGAUCCCCUUUCUUACUCAUCAUUAUAUCACUUUGUUUCAGACAGCGUCAGAGCACAUAUAAAGAAAGAACGAGACAAACAGUUCAAAGAAACUGAAUGGAAACGUUCAUCGAGGCGUGAACUCUUCAAUACACUAUCUGAAAUACAAAAAAAUUUUAUACCACCCCAAACUUCCAAUGAAAAUGAUCUCAGAGCCUUAUCCAUUAAUAAACAAAUAGCUAUAAAAACUGAAAUAAAAUCUACACUGGAAUCUCUUCAAUCCCUAGUAGAAUUUGGUAUAUACAAAUUAUCUAAGAAAGAUGAACUGUAUAACGAGAAUGUAAAAUCGAUUUUAAAGGAGGAAAAGGAAGAUAGAAAGAAGUUAGAGGACCUUAGAAAAGUGAGAAAGGCUAAAUUUUUGGAAAGAAUCUCUAAGGAGUCCAAGCUUGUUUUGGAAUCUAGAGAGAAACAGCGGUUGGAAGCUGAACUUGAGAGAAAGAGGUUUAAUGAUGAGGAAUCUAAGGAAGAAUCACGUUUUUACUUCCCAAGUGAUAGGAAGUUAGUUGAUUGUGGGUUACUUCCACCAAUUUCUAGGAUCACAGCUGCUUAGCUGUGUAAUUAAUAUUUUUCAUUUCUCC
This is a messenger RNA of Theileria parva strain Muguga, 786 nucleotides long. RefSeq lists its product as uncharacterized. NCBI's taxonomy places the organism in Eukaryota, Apicomplexa, Aconoidasida, Piroplasmida, Theileriidae. The transcript has a single exon. The coding region runs from base 129 to 758 and encodes 209 amino acids. The record is from RefSeq and is a predicted model, not a curated record.